Macrosiphum euphorbiae (potato aphid) is the source of this 1089-nucleotide messenger RNA. The record is from the annotation of a GenBank genome assembly. Lineage: Eukaryota; Metazoa; Arthropoda; Insecta; Hemiptera; Aphididae.
AUGAAUCGUAAAAGAAGUAGUGUUUGGAAUCAUUUUAGUAUAAAAUCAAAUACGAUAGCUAAAUGUGGUUAUUGUCCCCAAGAAGUUAGCUAUAGUGGAGGAUCUACAGGAAAUUUAAUAAGGCACCUGAAGACCAAACAUAUUGGUGUACAUUUAAAUAGACAGUUGAGGGAGCAAAGAGACAACUUUGUACUAGCUCAAGAAAAUGAAGAUGAUCCUAUUGCUGUCACUCCGUCAAAUGCCGAGAACGCUAAGAACAUUGACGAUGUACCUUCUUCGAGUAACGUUAAAAAUCAACCAACUCUUUUAAAUUAUAUUUCCUCGGUGGCCACUCAAAGAACAGCUACAGUGAGUUCUGCUUCAAGUAUGCCAGUUGUAAGUACAGUCACAUCAUUAUCAAGUCAAACAUCUAUGUCAAGUUACAUAAUAGCAAGUAAGCCAAUUUCCAUUUCUAAAUCUAAAGCUAUCGACCAACAAAUUACUCGUUUCAUUGUUAAGCAUUUCCAUCCUUUUUCUCUUGUUGAACAAGUCGAGUUUCGAAAGUUAAUAAAAAUGCUUGUGCCAAAUUAUACAGUUCCAACAAGAAAAACUGUUGCAAAUAGCUUGUUGAUGCAAAUGUAUGAAAGUGUGUAUCAAAAAGUGAAAUUAGAUGUACAAAAUGUUUCAGCUGUGAGUAUCACAACAGACGCCUGGACAUCUACUAACAAUCAAAGUUUCAUGUCAGUUACAGUACACUUUAUAAAUUCAGAUACACAAUUAUGUUCUCGUUUAUUAGGUUGUUUUUCUUUUACCGAGAGACAUACUUCUGACGAGUUGAGUAAAUUUCUCUUGAGCGUGGUGAAUGAUUGGGGGUUGGAAAAUAUGGUAGCUGCUGCUGUUACAGAUAAUGCAGCAAAUAUCAAGUCAGCAAUUAAAAAUAAUGGUUGGAGACAUAUCUCUUGUUUUGCCCAUGUCUUGAAUAUUGCUGUACAAAAAGGUUUAGAAUCAGUUCAUCCUAUAAUAGCAAAGGUCAAAGGUAUUGUUGAAUAUUUUAAACGAAGUACUUUAGCUCAAAAAUCUUCAACAACAAAUGGGAUGCGAACAACUUAA